AAUUAAGUAUAAGCUUAACACUUAUAUUAAGGGCAGAUAAGAUUGAAUGGCACAUGUAAAUUUAUUAUAUAUAAGUAAAAUUUUGUGUAUUUUUAGUUUUAUAUUAUUUGGUGUCCUUGGAACAAAAAAUUACCGUAUUGCAGUUACAUCAUUUAAACAUUCAUUAUUUUCAUUUUUUUGUUUUGAUAAUAGCACAGUUAUUCUUGGUUAUGAUUUUCUGGAUAAAAAUAUUUGGAGAAGUGACAACGAAGGUACAUCAUGGAGUAAAAUAAGAAGUAUACCAAAAAAUAAGGCUAGAUUAUUAAUACGGCAUCCAUUUAGUGAUAGAAUGGCAUUUGUUUUGGGAGAGGAUAAAAAACAUUAUUAUACAAUUGAUCGAGGACUUACAUGGAAGAGUUUUUAUACGGAAAUUCCAUUUUUAUAUGAAUUAGAACCAUUAAAAUUUAAUUCUGCCAAUCCUAAUUAUAUUAUAUAUAUUGGGUCGGAAUGUGAUAAUUCAACACGAAUAAAUUGUAGAUAUGUGGCAUAUUAUACUGAAGAUGGAUUUAGUACAGCGCCGAAAUUUCUUAAGAGUGAUAUACAAUCAUGUAUGUUUGUUAAAUCAUCAAAAGAAUUUUCCAAUUGCUCAGAUGAGUUGGUUUUAUGUACAUAUAUGAAAUCGGAUGGGGAUUCUUCGGGUAUAUAUUUAAUUAAGUCAGAAGAUUGGUUUUCAACAUAUAGUUAUGUAAAUUUUAAUGAAAGACCGUUGGUUAGUUUAGAAGGAUUAGGAAUAGUUAAAACUUUUAUUAUAGCUGUUAUUAAAAUGCAUAAUUCAGAGCUUGAAAUGUUUGUUUCCAAGGAUGGAAGUACAUGGAAUAGAGCUGAAUUCCCAUAUUAUCAUCGAAAAAAACUAAAAGAAAAUUCAUAUACUAUUAUGGAAUCGAAUACAUAUAGUCUUCAAGUUGAUAUUUUGACAUCUGAAUAUCCUCUUCUUGGAGGAAUUUCUUUUAAAUCUGAUAUUAGCGGUAUAUAUUAUACGCCUAGUUUGGAACAUACAAAUAGAAAUGUUAUGGGAUAUGUUGAUUUUGAAGAUAUUCGUUUUAUUGAUGGAGCUAUUUUUGCAAAUGUUAUAGAAAAUUGGAAAGAAUUAGAAAAGAAUGAAAAUGCUGAUAAAAAAAUUCAAUCAAAAAUAUCUUAUGAUAAUGGUAAUACAUGGAGUUUUAUUAAGCCUCCUAUAGAUUCUGAAUGUAAUAUUUUUGACUUUAAAACAUGUUCUCUUCAUUUACAUUCUAUUACGGACAAAUAUAAAUUUGAUAGAAUAUUUUCCAGCUAUGCACCUGGAAUACUUAUUGGAAUGGGUUCAGUUGGACCAUAUUUAAAACCUUUUAAUGAAUGUAAUCUUUAUAUAUCUGAGGAUGCAGGUAAAACAUGGUUUUUAUCACUGGAAGGAACAUACAUAUAUGAAUGGUCUGAUCAUGGAAGUAUAAUUGCGGCAAUUCCUGAUGAAAAGACUAAUACUUUUUAUUAUUCUUUUAAUAGAGGUAGAACAUGGGAGACUAUUAAUUUAAAUUUUCAUGUUCAUCCAUUAUCAUUAAUGAUAGUUCCCAGUUCUAGAACAGGAAAGUUUAUGCUUAUUGCAACUGAAGUGAAAAAAAAUCGUAUUACUAACGCAAUGAAUCUUAUUUCUAUUGAUCUUGGUGAAAUUUAUACUAGAGAAUGCAUUUUAGAUAAAAAUAAUUUAGAAAGAAGUGAUUUAGAAAAAUGGUACUCUCAUGCUGAAAAUGAUUCAAAAUGUACAAUGGGUCGUAAACAAUAUUUUUGGAGAAGAAAAAUUGAUAGAAAAUGCUUUAUUAAACAAAGUUAUUCAGAACUUCAGGUCAUUGAAGAAAAUUGUCCAUGUUCUAAUGAUGAUUAUGAAUGUGAUUAUAAUUUUAUAGAAUAUGAUAAUAAAUGUUUGGAACAAGCUUCACAUGAGAUCCCUCCAAAUUCAUGCAAAAAUCUGGAUGAUGUCUUUAUGGCACCUAGUGGCUAUAGAAAAAUUCCAGGAAAUACUUGUGAUAGCAAGCGUGGUAUUGUAAAAGAUGAAAAAAUCGAAAUUUCAUGUAGAUUAAAUGCUCAUUUGGAUAAAAUUAAAAUUACAUUAACGGAUUUUGCUGGAGAAUUAAUCAAUUAUCAUUAUCUUAAAAAAAAUCAAGAUGAUCCUGAUGAUAAAAAUGAUAUAGAUGAGACGAUUAUUGUUUUAACGGAUCAAAUGGAAGUUCAUGUUUCACACGACCAGGGUAACCAAUGGAGUCAAAUUCUUGCAAAUGAAAAUAUUCAUUCUAUCUAUCAAAAUGUUUACGCAAGUGAGCAAGUAUAUUUUUUUGGAACGAAUAAAAAGGCCUGGAUAACAAAAAAUCGAUGUAUAACUAUUGAGAAAAUUCAACUUCCAGUUUAUUCACAUAUUGGAUUUAAACCUGAAUUUCAUCCAGAUAAUAAAGAUUGGAUUAUCUAUACUGGAUGUAUAGAUAAUAAAAUUAUGGAAGAAUGUAAAACGGAAUCAUAUUAUUCUUUAGAUGGAGGAAAUUCAUGGAGUCUUUUAUUAUCUAAUACUCGUUCAUGUUCUUGGAUUAAAACUAAAGAUUUUAAUGCAGAUAAAAAUUUGAUAUAUUGUGAACUAUAUAUAAACGAUUCUGAAAAAUCUUUAGAAAAUCCUGUAAAACUGGUUUAUUCAACUGACUUUUUUAAUACUUAUAAUGUUUUAUUCAAUUCCAUUACUAAUUAUGCAAGAUUUGAUGAAUUUAUAAUUUUAGGAGAAUACAACUCUGAAUUAAAGGCUCUCGAGCCAUUUGUAUCAUUAAAUGGAUUAAAUUUUACUACUGCUAAUUUUCCUUCUCACUAUUCAGGGCAAAUAUUUACAAUUCUUGAUUCUUCUACAAAAUCUAUAUUUCUACAUGUUAUUAAAGACAGCUAUAAAGCUUCUAAAUGGGGAUAUAUACUCAAGUCUAACUCUAAUGGGACCGAUUUUGUUAAAUCGUUGGAUUUUGUUGAACGUAAUAAUAAUGGAUUUAUAGAUUUUGAAAGAUUCAAAGGAUUAGAAGGAAUUAUAAUAUCUAAUAUUGUAAUGAAUCCAGAUGAUGUUUCUAAGGGUUCAUCGAAACGUCUUAAAAGUGUAAUUACAUAUAAUGAUGGUAGUGAAUGGUCUUAUAUAACUCCUCCUAAAAAAGAUUCAAAGGGAAAUGAAUUUUGUAGUGGAAAGCUUGAAAAAUGUUCAUUAAAUCUUCAUGGAAUUAUUGAUCGUAUUGAUUUUCAUGAAACAUUUUCCUCAAUUACAAUUCCUGGUUUAGAUUUUGCUAUUGGGAAUGUUGGCGAAUAUUUGGAUAAUUACUUAGAUAGUAAUACAUUUAUGACAACAGAUGGAGGAGUAACAUGGAGGGAGAUUCAAAAAGGACCUCAUUUAUGGAAAUUUGGUGAUCAAGGUUCUAUAAUAUUGUUAGCUAAAGAUAGAAGCUAUACAGAUCAUUUUCUUUUCUCUUUAAAUAUGGGAGAUACAUGGGAUGUUGUUUAUUUUCCGGAAAAAGAAUCAAUUUUAAUAUAUGAUAUAACAACUGUUUAUUCAGAUACAAGUCGAAAAUUUGUAUUAUUUUCUAUUAGAAGUAACAAUGGCAAUAAAUGGACUGCUAUACAUAUUGAUUUUACUAUGCUUACUAAUAGGAAAUGUAAAUUAGACGAAGAUUCUCAAGAUAAAAAUGAUUUUGAUACAUGGAGUUUUAAAUACCCAAAUAAUGAAGAUUCAUGUUUUUUUGGAACUAUAAAAACUUAUUAUAGAAAAAAAUCAGAAAGACGUUGUUUUAUAGGAAAUACUGAUAUUAAAAAUUAUAUUUCAAAAAAUUGUACAUGUCAGCCACAAGACUAUGAAUGUGAUUAUAAUUAUGAACGUGCAUCUAAUGGGAGCUGUUUGUUAGCAAAAGGUCUUGAGCCUCUAAAUUAUUUAGAAGAAUGUAAAAAGUACAAUCUUCAAGAAUAUCAUAGACCAACUGGAUAUCGAAGAAUUCCUCUUACAACAUGUCAAGGAGGCAAAGAACUUGAUAAAGAUUCAACACCUAUUUCAUGUUCAAAAGAAAAGGAAUUUAUGAAAUUUGGAAAAGGUUUGCACGGUUUUUGGUUAUAUUUUGUUAUAAUUUCGCCUUUUAUUAUGAUUAUUUUUAGUAGUUAUUGUAUGUGGACCUUAUAUAAAGACAGAUUUUUAGGACAAAUAAGACUUGGAGAAGAUGAAAGACCGUCUGGAUUGAUACAGUAUCCUAUAAUGCUGCUGGAUAAAAUAGCAGCAGUAUUUUUUGCCAUUCGAACUGCUACAGAUUAUAUUAUAACUAAAAUAAUUUCAUUAUUUUCUGGUUAUUCUUAUAGAUUUAAUAGAAGAGAUUCUUUCUUUAGGAGUGAUUAUUCUGCACUUUUAUCAAAUAGUUCUGAAUUACUCUAUGAUGAUUUUGAAAAUUAAAAAAUAGUUCAGCAUAAUUAUAUAUAAACAAUAUAUUUAUAUG
This is a messenger RNA of Pneumocystis carinii B80, 4499 nucleotides long. RefSeq lists its product as hypothetical. Lineage: Eukaryota; Fungi; Ascomycota; Pneumocystomycetes; Pneumocystales; Pneumocystaceae. Gene Ontology annotation, biological process: Golgi to vacuole transport; protein targeting to vacuole; Golgi to endosome transport. The transcript is spliced from 14 exons. Gene Ontology annotation, molecular function: protein binding. The coding region runs from base 47 to 4456 and encodes 1469 amino acids. Gene Ontology annotation, cellular component: Golgi apparatus; membrane. The record is from RefSeq and is a predicted model, not a curated record.